Molecule: messenger RNA, 1929 nt
Organism: Propithecus coquereli (Coquerel's sifaka)
Lineage: Eukaryota; Metazoa; Chordata; Mammalia; Primates; Indriidae
Gene: STAT4
Product: signal transducer and activator of transcription 4
Exons: 19
Coding region: 1-1929 (642 amino acids)
Biological process (GO): defense response; cytokine-mediated signaling pathway; cell surface receptor signaling pathway via JAK-STAT
Molecular function (GO): RNA polymerase II cis-regulatory region sequence-specific DNA binding; DNA-binding transcription factor activity, RNA polymerase II-specific
Source: RefSeq, a predicted model, not a curated record
AUGUCUCAGUGGAAUCAAGUCCAACAGUUAGAAAUCAAGUUUUUGGAGCAAGUAGAUCAAUUCUAUGAUGACAACUUUCCUAUGGAAAUUCGACAUCUGCUGGCCCAGUGGAUUGAAAAUCAAGACUGGGAGGCGGCUUCUAACAAUGAAACCAUGGCAACAAUUCUUCUUCAAAACUUGUUAAUACAACUGGAUGAACAUUUGGGUCGUGUUUCCAAAGAGAAAAAUCUACUCUUGAUACACAAUCUAAAAAGAAUUAGAAAAGUCCUUCAGGGAAAAUUUCAUGGAAAUCCAAUGCAUGUAGCUGUGGUUAUCUCAAAUUGUUUAAGGGAAGAGAGGAGAAUACUGGCUGCAGCCAACAUGCCUGUCCAGGAAGCGCUCAGUAAGAUGACACAAAUAGUUAACGAGACGGACCUGUUAAUGAACAACAUGCUCAUAGAAGAGCUACAAGACUGGAAGCGGAGGCAGCAAAUCGCCUGCAUCGGAGGUCCACUCCACAACGGGCUCGACCAGCUUCAAAACUGCUUUACACUGUUGGCAGAAAGUCUUUUCCAACUCAGAAGGCAACUGGAGAAAUUAGAGGAGCAAUCUUCCAAAAUGACAUAUGAAGGUGAUCCCAUUCCAAUGCAAAGAACUCACCUACUAGAAAGAGUCACCUUCUUGAUCUACAACCUUUUCAAGAACUCAUUUGUGGUUGAGCGACAGCCCUGCAUGCCAACCCACCCCCAGAGGCCGUUGGUACUUAAAACCCUCAUUCAGUUCACUGUAAAACUAAGGAAUGUUUCAACUCUAAGCAAUCGAAGAUUUGUACUUUGUGGAACUAAUGUCAAAGCCAUGUCUAUUGAAGAAUCUUCCAAUGGGAGUCUCUCAGUAGAAUUUCGACAUUUGCAACCAAAGGAAAUGAAAUCCAGUGCCGGAAGUAAAGGAAAUGAGGGCUGUCACAUGGUGACUGAAGAGCUUCAUUCCAUAACCUUUGAAACACAGAUCUGCCUCUAUGGGCUGACCAUAGAUUUGGAGACCAGCUCAUUACCUGUGGUGAUGAUUUCCAAUGUCAGUCAGUUACCUAAUGCUUGGGCGUCCAUCAUUUGGUACAAUGUGUCAACCAAUGAUUCCCAGAACUUGGUUUUCUUUAAUAACCCUCCAUCUGCCACUUUGAGUCAACUCCUGGAAGUGAUGAGCUGGCAGUUUUCAUCGUACGUUGGUCGUGGCCUUAAUUCUGACCAACUCAAUAUGCUGGCAGAGAAGCUUACAGUCCAAUCUAGCUACAGCGAUGGUCACCUCACCUGGGCCAAGUUCUGCAAGGAACACUUACCUGGUAAAUCUUUCACCUUUUGGACAUGGCUUGAAGCAAUAUUGGAUCUAAUUAAGAAACACAUUCUUCCCCUCUGGAUCGAUGGGUAUGUCAUGGGCUUUGUUAGCAAAGAGAAGGAACGGCUCUUGCUAAAGGAUAAAAUGCCUGGAACCUUUUUGUUAAGAUUCAGUGAAAGCCAUCUCGGAGGCAUAACUUUCACCUGGGUGGACCAUUCUGAAAAUGGAGAAGUGAGAUUCCACUCUGUGGAACCCUACAAUAAAGGCCGGUUGUCCGCUCUGCCAUUCGCUGACAUCCUUCGAGACUACAAGGUUAUUAUGUCUGAAAACAUUCCGGAAAACCCUCUGAAGUACCUAUAUCCUGACAUUCCCAAAGACAAAGCUUUUGGUAAACACUACAGCUCCCAGCCAUGUGAAGUUUCAAGACCAACAGAAAGGGGAGACAAAGGUUAUGUUCCUUCAGUUUUUAUCCCCAUCUCAACGAUCCGAAAUGAUUCAACUGAGCCCCAUUCUCCAUCAGACCUUCUGCCCAUGUCUCCAAGUGUAUAUGCAGUGCUGAGAGAAAACCUGAGUCCCACAACAAUUGAAACUGCAAUGAAGUCUCCAUAUUCUGCUGAAUGA